UGCAGAUCGUGGCUCAUUUGGGGCAUGUGCUGUAUAAAUCGGCAGCACCGCUCACGCCCCGCCGCCGCCGCGCAGAAACCCUAGCCUCCGCCGUUCAUCUCCUCCCUCCUCGGGCUCGCUCUCCCUCCCGCAUCGAUCCAGGAUGAAGUUUGUUGCUGCCUAUCUGCUUGCUGUCCUCGCUGGCAACCCCAGCCCCUCCGCGGAGGAUUUGUCGGCCAUUCUGGAGUCAGUUGGCUGUGAAAUUGACAAUGAAAAGAUGGAGCUCCUGCUGUCCCAACUGAGUGGCAAGGACAUUACCGAGCUCAUUGCUGCAGGCAGGGAGAAGUUUGCUUCCGUCCCAUGCGGCGGUGGUGGUGUGGCUGUCGCGGCAGCUGCCCCAGCUGCUGGUGGAGCUGCUCCUGCAGCUGAGGCGAAGAAGGAAGAGAAGGUGGAGGAGAAGGAAGAAAGUGAUGAUGACAUGGGCUUCAGCCUCUUCGACUAGGCUUCUGCAGUCAUCAGAGUUGUGUCUUUUGGUCAGGAAAACCAAGAGUCAUGAUGUUUGGACUUUAACCUUGUUUUAUUUUGCAAAUCACCGGAAAGACUGUUGCUGCCUUGAUAUGGUAGUAAUUCAGCUGUAGGUUGCUAUUGGUUGGGGUUUACUGGUGAACCAGAGUUUUUCCUAUCCUAUAUAUCUGAUGAAUUGGUUGCCCCAAAAGUUUCUUUGC
Panicum hallii is the source of this 704-nucleotide messenger RNA. Its product is annotated as 60S acidic ribosomal protein P2A. Gene Ontology annotation, cellular component: cytosolic large ribosomal subunit; ribosome. The record is from RefSeq and is a predicted model, not a curated record. Gene Ontology annotation, molecular function: structural constituent of ribosome. The transcript is spliced from 4 exons. NCBI's taxonomy places the organism in Eukaryota, Viridiplantae, Streptophyta, Magnoliopsida, Poales, Poaceae. Gene Ontology annotation, biological process: cytoplasmic translational elongation. Bases 143 to 481 code for a protein of 112 amino acids.